CCUUUCUGUGUCGUUGUCCAAUUAGAGAUCGAUCUGUUGUGCUCAUCUGGAAGAGAAAUGCGUCAGUUUGAAAACAGAAACUCCUGAUUUCUGUAUUUAAACUCACUGUGAGUUCCUCUUUGAACAGAGGCAGCUCAGCUGAAUCGACAGAACGUUCACGGAGAUUCCUAGAACUCUCUGAGUUCCUGAGCUGGAAUGGCUCCCACCGCAACAGACAGCACCAGCUCUAACCCUGCCACAUCAAGGAGCAGGCAGAAGAAGAGCAUACCAGCCACAGAGAUUAACAAGAAGGGUUACACGACCUCAGUCGCAACUGUACAGGAAGAUGCAAGGAGCUCAGCACCAAGGCGCCAGACUCCACCUACCAAUAUCUGGGGACCAGGGGGGGUCAUAGCUCCUAUCAGGGCACCAAGAGUGAGGACCACAGAUGCAGGUGGUGCCAGGAAGAAAACCUCACGUGAUACACCUGUCAGAGCAGACGUGAGGCGUGGGACACUCCUGGCAGCACAAGGCCCACAGCAGAGCACCCCCAGGCAGGGGCAGUCUGAACGUUCCCUACCUAAACCAGAGGAGGUGCCCUUGGGUGUGGCUGUGAAGAUGGAGAGGCCCAUGGUGGAAGAGGUGGAGCGACAGACCCGUGGUCAGAGGGAGAACCCCAGCUGGUUCGCCUGGCGUCAGAACCGGAUCACCGCCUCCAUAGCCCACCAAAUCUCACGCAGCCGCUUUGCCAAUGGACAAAGCAAGACUCCGCCCGCCUCCUACCUGGCGUCCAUCAUUGGACCGAGCCGGGGUGUGAAGACACGCGCCAUGACAUGGGGCAUCGAGAGGGAGUCCAUGGUCGUCCGCAAGUACCAGCGCCUGAAGAGCGAGUCGCUGGGCCGCCGAAUAAAAGUGCAGGAGUGUGGCCUGUUCGUCGACCCCAAUUGCUCCUGGCUGGCAGCCAGCCCUGACGGCAUAGUGGAGGACGAGGAGACGGGGGAGCGUCUGCUCUGCCUGGAGAUCAAGUGUCCUUACAAACACCGGCAGCACACGGUGGCAGAGGCCUGCAAGGAAGACCGCAACUUCUGUCUGGAGCUAAAGAACGAGGCUGGGAAGGGGGUGCCACAGUACCGACUGAAAACUGGUCACAGCUACUACACGCAGGUGCAGUGCCAGAUGGCCGUGGUGGGGCUGCACAAGGCCGACUUUGUGGUGUUUACCCUGAAAGAGACUGCCAUAGUACCAGUGACCUUUGACCCUGAGUUCUGGGAACGCACAGUGGCUAAGAUGGAGAAGUUCUACAGGGAUGCGGUCCUGCCAGCCCUGCAGGAGAAACAGCCAGUGGUCCCACUCCUGAGGAGUGAAGAGUAGUGCCAUAUCUGGGGACCAGUCUCCGAUUUGCACCUUUGCUUGUCACUUGGGCGACAAGUAAACCAAUCAGCGUUCAGAGCUGUACAGGAAGCCGUGAGGUCAGAGAUAAAGCUGGAGAAUGGGAGCGCUUGCUUGAAAAUUUUCGAGGCACUAACUGUAACUGUAACAGUUAUAAGGACCUAAUAAGUAAUAAGCAAUUCAUAGAAUGGUAUGAUUGGGGUGGUUUGUGGCUCACAGAAAAUGUAAAUGCAAGCCAGUAGGAAAAAGCUUUUUGAAAUGCUUAUGGAAAUGCAUACUGAAUGUGUAGAGGUCAAAGUAGAUGAUGGCAUCAAGUUGUCUUUUGAAAAA
This is a messenger RNA of Megalops cyprinoides (Indo-Pacific tarpon), 1698 nucleotides long. RefSeq lists its product as uncharacterized. The transcript is spliced from 2 exons. The coding region runs from base 196 to 1350 and encodes 384 amino acids. The record is from RefSeq and is a predicted model, not a curated record. NCBI's taxonomy places the organism in Eukaryota, Metazoa, Chordata, Actinopteri, Elopiformes, Megalopidae.